This is a messenger RNA of Linum trigynum, 225 nucleotides long. NCBI's taxonomy places the organism in Eukaryota, Viridiplantae, Streptophyta, Magnoliopsida, Malpighiales, Linaceae. The record is from the annotation of a GenBank genome assembly.
AUGGAGAAGAUAAACUCGCAGCUGUACCUGGAGAACUGCUACAUACUCCAGCAGAACGAGAAGCUAAGGAGGAAAGCCCAGCAGCUGAAUCAGGAGAACCAGGCCCUGCUUAACGAGCUCCAGACCAAAAUCUCCUCCAACAAGGGCCAGAAUAACAAUGAAGAUCAUGGGUCAACUUCUUCAACCUCCAAACCACCUGUAGUCAACUCCUCCAAAACCCAUUGA